AAUUUAAAGCAGAGAAAAAAAAAAAUUGUGUCAGACCAUCCCUCACUUUGACUUUUCUAAUUACCUUUUUAUGGUCCAAAAGUAUAUUCCAAAACUGCAAAAACUCUUUCCAUUUCCAAAGCCCAGUUGCAUCUUUCAGUAACGGACAGCGGAGCCAAACUCCUCUUCGCCUUCAUCCAAUAUGCAUUAAAAUAAAGUUGCCUGAGGGAAGCAUGAAUAUCUCCUCUGGUGGCGGCGGUGGAAGAUGGUGGGCUGGGCUGCUGGGCUUGUCUGGCGUCUAUGGUGGGUGAAGGUAGGGGCCGUAGGGCCUAAUCUCUUUGAAUAGGCAAUAAGUGCGGUUUUGGUGGUUUGCCCACUGCCAAGUCAUUCAUGAUGAUUCAAAUGCCGACAAUAUUUUCUAGAAAAGUUUUCUGUGAAAAAAUAAAGAUAAAAAAUAAAAAAAAUGAAUUUAUAUGGGCCAGUGCCCAGUGGGGUUGUAUCUCACAAUUUAGUUGAGUUUGUCGUUGCAUAUCCAGUUCGAAAGUGCUGGAGAAAACACCUUAAUUACCACUUUUAAUCAUCUGAAUGCGAAAGCUCAUGUUUGGAUCAGAAGACACAUAUUGAUGGUCCAUUCCUAUAACUAAACAUGAUUCAAAAAUCCAGUUGAUCUUGUAUGUAUGUCUGUUGAUGUUGUUAGUAUUCCAUCUGUGGACGCCACCAUAUAAUCAUUUCCUUUGUCUCUCUCUCUCUCUCUCUCUCUCUGUCUGAAAGACGGCUAGUGUGAACACAGAGACCAAAAAAAACCCAUUGAUAGUACCAAUCCAGGAACUGCCUUUUUGCCUUCUUGACUUUGGGAAUGCACAAAAAUGAACCAAUCUUUUCUUCUUAAAACUUGACAAGACGGUUUCUGAAUAAGAAUGCUAUUAUCUGCUUUUCGAUGUAUUUGCGGUUUCACAUUCUUGUUGUGUUCUGUCUUCAUUUCUCCUACCCCCAAAACCCUCUUUGCCAAAUAAUCAAAUCCCAGAGAUGGAGCUUAGCUAAUGGAUAAUCUGCAUUUCUCCCUUUCACCUUAAAAAAGUAAAAAAAAAAAAAAAAAUGAAGAUCCGCAAUUGCAACCCAUUAGUCCUUUCUCACUAUUUACUUCUCCUAAAGAUUCUGCUAUUGCUAGAAACCGCAAUUGGAGAUCCAAGAGCGCACACAGUCCAAAUUACUUGUGGUCGUCAGCUUGAGCACAAUACAACCAUCUUCGUUCCAAACUUUGUUGCUACCAUGGAAAACAUCAGCGAACAGAUGCGAACUUCUGGUUUUGGAAUGGCAGCCAUAGGUGAAGGAGCUGACACCAACUAUGGCUUAGCACAAUGCUAUGGUGAUCUCUCACUGCUUGACUGUGUGUUAUGCUAUGCCGAGGCACGUACAGUUCUUCCUCAAUGCUUCCCUUUCAACAGUGGUCGAAUUUACCUGGAUGGUUGCUUCAUGAGAGCUGAAAACUAUAGCUUUUAUGACGAGUAUAAAGGACCCGGUGACAGGGCAAUUUGUGGGAACACAACCCAGAAGAGCUCGGGGUUCCAAGAAGCUGCUAGGCAAGCUGUGAACCGUGCCGUUGGUGCUGCACCAAGCAAUGAAGGCUAUGCCAGGGCUCAAAUGGUUGUGGCGGGGAUGAGUAAUGAAUCAGUUUAUGUUCUGGCUAAUUGUUGGAGGAAUUUGAAUCAAAGCUCUUGCAGUGCUUGUUUGCAGAAUGCUUCUGCUUCUAUAUUGGGAUGCUUGCCUUGGUCGGAAGGACGGGCUUUAAACACUGGUUGCUUCAUGAGGUACUCAGAUAGAGACUUCCUCAACAAGAAACCAGGAAAUGGGAAUUCACGAGCUACAAAAAUAGUGAUUGCAGUCUCAGUUGCGAGUUCCGUGGUUGUUCUGGUAGUUGGGGCAGUUAUUGGACACCACAUUUGGAAGAACAGAUAUAUACAGAAGAAGCGAAAAGGUUCAAAUGAUGCAGAAAAGUUGUCCAAGAUGCUGAAUGACAGUAGCUUGAAAUUCAAGUACUCUACCAUUGAAAAGGCUACCGGAGCUUUUGACAGUUCCAACAAGCUUGGUCAAGGAGGAUUUGGUACUGUUUACAAGGGAGUUCUACCUGAUGGAAGAGAGAUUGCCGUGAAGAGGCUUUUCUUCAACAAUAGACAUAGAGCGGCAGAUUUCUACAAUGAAGUCAACAUGAUAAGCAGUGUGGAACACAAAAACUUAGUCAGGUUGCUUGGUUGCAGUUGUUCAGGACCUGAAAGCCUUCUUAUCUAUGAAUACCUGCCAAAUAAGAGUCUCGAUCGCUUCAUCUUUGAUCAAACAAGAGGUAAAGCACUAAACUGGGAAAAGAGAUACGAUAUAAUCAUUGGAACUGCAGAAGGUUUAGUUUAUCUUCAUGAAAACUCAAAUAUCAGGAUUAUCCAUAGAGACAUAAAGGCCAGCAAUAUCCUGUUAGAUUCUAGGCUUCGUGCCAAAAUUGCAGAUUUUGGAUUGGCCAGAUCUUUCCAGGAAGAUAAGAGUCACAUCAGCACGGCCAUUGCAGGAACAUUGGGAUACAUGGCUCCAGAGUACCUAGCUCAUGGCCAAUUAACGGAAAAAGCUGAUGUCUAUAGUUUUGGUGUGCUCAUAUUAGAGAUAGUAACUGGAAGACAGAACAACAGAAGCAAAGCUUCAGAGUACUCAGACAGCCUAGUCACAAUUACAUGGAAGCAUUUUCAAUCAAGGACUGUGGAAGAACUGUUUGAUCCAAACCUAAUGUUGCAGAACCAGAAAGACAAUUACAUAAAGAACGAAAUUUUGAGAGUGGUGCAUAUAGGACUUCUGUGCACCCAAGAAAUUGCCUCAUUGCGACCAACAAUGUCAAAGGCACUCCAGAUGCUAACAAAGAAGGAAGAGACCCUCCCCGCACCAACCAACCCACCUUUCAUAGAUGAAAGGACAAUGGAACUCAAUGACACGUGCGAGGAUCCAUGUUACCCCCUCGAUGGAGAUACUUUUGCUUCCAUUGCCAAUGUCACUCACAGUUCUUUCUAUCCCAGAUGACCACAGGGGCCAAAAAAGUAGAAAAAGAAAAGUUUUGUAGAAAAUCUGGUGCUGGGUAUGCAGUAUGGUUUUCUGGCAAAUGAGCAUACUCAUCUUUCCACAACCUUGCUUCCGCUAUUGCAGGCGUUUCACAGCCAUUUUAUGAUGGGUGUUUUGAACUUUUGAAGAGCUGAGAAUAAGUCAGAAAGGCAUGUAGGGAUUCGAAGAUAUGUUUCUGAGGGCAGUUGAGCCAAUGUCUCAGAUUCUAUGGCUUCAGAUGAAAAGAAUAAACCCAUGCCAUUUCAUUUCUUCAAAUCGUUGGCUAGUCUGUGAAUAUUUUUAUUGUCUAGUAUGGCAGUUUUUUUAAUGUGCAUUAAUCUUCAUAAGUUCAAUAUAUGUUUCUCAGGGCAGUCAAGCCAAUGUCUAAGCUUCUAUGGCAUCAGAGCAAAAGCAUAAACCCCAUGCCAUUUCAUUUCUUAAAAUUGUUGGCUAGUCUCUGUGAAUAUUUUUACUUUCUAGUAUGACAAUUUUUUUAUGUGAAUCGAUCUUCAUAAGUUCAAUAUAUUUAUUAAUUUAAUUACUAA
This is a messenger RNA of Ziziphus jujuba (common jujube), 3596 nucleotides long. RefSeq names its product cysteine-rich receptor-like protein kinase 2. Gene Ontology annotation, biological process: protein phosphorylation. The coding region runs from base 1075 to 3033 and encodes 652 amino acids. Gene Ontology annotation, molecular function: ATP binding; protein kinase activity. The transcript has 9 exons. Lineage: Eukaryota; Viridiplantae; Streptophyta; Magnoliopsida; Rosales; Rhamnaceae. The record is from RefSeq and is a predicted model, not a curated record.